AUGUCGGCACCUCUUGCAGUUCCCGCAGCGGGAAGCGGUUUCGUGCGUCGCCUCUCAGCAGUGGAGGCUACCCGCGAGAACAUCAACAUGGGCCCGACCGUCGUUGUUCCCCCACAACAUCUCAUGGCCCCAUCCAAACAGUCGGAGAUUGCCAGCGGCUUUGAGACUGCUAGACGUCACCUCGACGCUGUCGCCCCUGGAUCACCGGAUCUGACACCUCCUGAAACAUCCGUCACGGACAAAUAUGCGUUUGCUUUUGAUAUUGACGGCGUCCUCAUUCGUGGUGGCCGUCCCAUUCCGGAAGCUAUUGAGGCCAUGAAGAUGCUCAACGGUGACAAUGAAUAUGGCAUUCAAGUCCCGUACAUUUUCGUCACCAAUGGUGGCGGCAAGACUGAAGCUGAGCGUUGCAUCCAACUGAGCAAGCAACUAGAGAUUGAAGUUUCGCCUGGCCAGUUCAUUUGCGGACACACUCCAAUGAGGGAGAUGGCCGAGAAGUACGGUACUGUGCUGGUCGUCGGUGGCGAGGGCGAAAAAUGCCGCAUUGUCGCCGAAGGUUACGGAUUCAAGGAUGUUGUAACUCCUGGUGACAUCAUCAAGGACAACCAAGAUACUACCCCUUUCCGCAAGCUUACAGAGGAAGAAUACAACAACUCGCGAACCCGCAACUUUGCUGAGGUUGAAAUCGAGGCCAUUUUCGUUUUCGCCGACUCACGUGAUUGGGCGUCGGACCAGCAGAUCAUUCUUGACCUACUCAUGUCAAAGAAAGGCCGUCUUGGCACGAGGUCCGAGAACUACGACGAAGGCCCACCAGUCUUUUUCUCUCACAACGACGUGGUCUGGAGCGCUUCGCACGACCUUACCCGCAUUGGUAUGGGUGCCCUCCGGGUUUCCUUGGAAGCCAUGUUCAAGGCUGUCACUGGUCGUACCCUCGAGACCACUGCAUUUGGAAAGCCACAAAUCGGCACCUUCCAGUUUGCAACUCGUCUGCUCCAGGAAUGGCGCAAAGAUACCCACGGUAUUGACUCGCCUCCUUCCACUGUCUACUUUGUAGGCGACACACCAGAAUCAGACAUUCGGGGUACCAAUGAAUACAACGAGCAAAACCCCGACGCCAACUGGUACUCGAUCCUGGUCAAGACUGGUGUCUUCCAAGAUGGCACCAAGCCCCGCUUCGAGCCCAAGGCUACAGUAAACACUGUCCUUGACGCUGUCAAGCAUGGCAUGGAGCGCGAGUACAAGAAGGCUCUGAAGGAGAGCAUGAUGGCGACUGGUGUGAUGGAGGAAUAGAUGGUUGACUUUUUGAUUCUCGACAUGUUUUUUUCUUUUCUUAUCUCUGUACAGCAUAGCAUAGGUGUAUGGCGCAUGGGGUCCUGAUAUCUUUCCUUUUACAAGACUAAGAAGAAUAGGCGCUUGUCGCUAUAGAUGAUAAAUUCCUCUUAGAUGACAUGGACUUUACAUGUUCAUGAUACCACAUCAAUCAAGAUGUAAAUUCUUUAUUAUCCCUUCUUUGCAACCCCCCUAAUGAAACGAAGCCAUGAAACACUCGACAUGUUUUGUACUCUCUCUAGUCUAGCACCAAUUACUCUACAACCCUCCUUACCGACACGUACUCAACACACACACACACAAAAGAAAGAAAAAAGCUACCGAGUCUAACAUCACCCCAGGAACAUUCUCCCCCUCCCCAUCCCACUCCCAUAACCUCAUUUUACCCUACAAAAUCCCAUCAUCCCCCGAUUUCUCCAGCAC
Molecule: messenger RNA, 1749 nt
Organism: Bipolaris maydis ATCC 48331
Lineage: Eukaryota; Fungi; Ascomycota; Dothideomycetes; Pleosporales; Pleosporaceae
Product: HAD-like domain-containing protein
Biological process (GO): glycerophospholipid biosynthetic process
Cellular component (GO): mitochondrion
Source: RefSeq, a predicted model, not a curated record